Molecule: messenger RNA, 2587 nt
Organism: Hyla sarda
Lineage: Eukaryota; Metazoa; Chordata; Amphibia; Anura; Hylidae
Exons: 4
Coding region: 921-1904 (327 amino acids)
Source: RefSeq, a predicted model, not a curated record
GGCGUGAAAGAGGAGUUUCAAAAACUGUGAUUAUCUGUUGUGCGGAGUGAAUCUGUGGAGUGGGUGCGACUGCCUAUAGCCCACAUUCAUAUUUUGGGGGGAGGAGGAGUAGAUUGGGCACAGGUGUAUAAAUCUUAGCUUGGGACUCUUAUUGAGAGCUUGCUCUUUCUGAGUGUUGCUGUGUAAGAGGGGGCGUGAAAGAGGAGUUUCAAAAACUGUGAUUAUCUGUUGUGCGGAGUGAAUCUGUGGAGUGGGUGCGACUGCCUAUAGCCCACAUUCAUAUUUUGGGGGGAGGAGGAGUAGAUUGGGCACAGGUGUAUAAAUCUUAGCUUGGGACUCUUAUUGAGAGCUUGCUCUUUCUGAGUGUUGCUGUGUAAGAGGGGGCGUGAAAGAGGAGUUUCAAAAACUGUGAUUAUCUGUUGUGCGGAGUGAAUCUGUGGAGUGGGUGCGACUGCCUAUAGCCCACAUUCAUAUUUUGGGGGGAGGAGGAGUAGAUUGGGCACAGGUGUAUAAAUCUUAGCUUGGGACUCUUAUUGAGAGCUUGCUCUUUCUGAGUGUUGCUGUGUAAGAGGGGGCGUGAAAGAGGAGUUUCAAAAACUGUGAUUAUCUGUUGUGCGGAGUGAAUCUGUGGAGUGGGUGCGACUGCCUAUAGCCCACAUUCAUAUUUUGGGGGGAGGAGGAGUAGAUUGGGCACAGGUGUAUAAAUCUUAGCUUGGGACUCUUAUUGAGAGCUUGCUCUUUCUGAGUGUUGCUGUGUAAGAGGGGGCGUGAAAGAGGAGUUUCAAAAACUGGAGUUUGAAAGCAGGAGGUUGAGAUCGCUGUGAGUUUUAAUUUUUGAACCCACAAGGUCUACAAAAAAUUUUAAGUGUAAUUUUGACUGUCUGUUUUUUCCUAUACAUUUGUGAAAUCCCCAUAAUUAGAUGGCCUCCAUGUUGGAAAAUGCAGUCCAAUGUACAUCCUGUUCAAUGUAUGCAAUCCUUGAACAACAGUUUGAGGGUGCAUAUUGUUGUGCGAGAUGUGUGCUAGUUGUCCGUUUGGAAGCCCAGAUCCUGCAUCUAGAGGGGCGACUGGCAACAAUGAGAAGCAUUAACAACAUGGAGAGGAGUCUCCUGCUCACUGAGCAGGCACUCUCGGGAAUAGAGGUGGGGGAGGACAGUGGGACGGAGUUGCAGGACAGUCAGGCAGUUAGCUGGGUUACAGUUAGAAAGAGGGGUAGGGGAAAAAGUGUCAGGGAGGCUAGUCCUGAACUGGCACACCCCAACAAGUUUGCCCGCUUGGCAGAUGAGGGGGAUGCCAUUACAGAGCUAGCAGAACUGCAGCAGGAUACCGCCUCUGACCGCCAGGGUGGUGUCUGCUCCAGUAAGGAGGGAGGGAGGAGUACAGGGCAGGCCAGACAGGUACUAGUGGUGGGGGACUCAAUUAUUAGGGGGACAGACAGGGCAAUCUGUCACAAAGACCGGGAUCGCCGAACAGUGUGUUGUCUGCCUGGCGCACGAGUUCGGCACAUCGCGGAUCGGGUUGACAGGUUGUUGGGCGGGGCUGGAGAGGACCCAGCAGUCAUGGUACAUAUUGGCACCAAUGACAAAGUAAGAGGUAGGUGGAGUGUCCUUAAAAAUGAUUUCAGGGACUUAGGCCGCAAGCUUAAGGCAAGGACCUCCAAGGUAGUAUUUUCUGAAAUACUACCAGUACCACGAGCCACACCAGAGAGGCAGCGGGAGAUCAGGGAGGUAAACAAGUGGCUCAGAAGCUGGUGUAGGAAGGAAGGGUUUGGGUUCAUGGAGAACUGGGCCGACUUCGCUGUCGGUUACCGGCUCUACCGUAGGGACGGGCUGCACCUCAAUGGGGAGGGUGCAGCUUUGCUUGGGGAGAAGAUGGCUAGAAGGGUGGAGGAGUGUUUAAACUAGGGACUUGGGGGGAGGGAACCUACAGCAAAGAGGGGGAAGAUAGUGUAGAUAGAGAGGUGGGAAUUAUAAAUGUACCUGGGGGUGGAGCGGAGGGAGGGGUUAGAAUAGUUAAUAGGAAUAGGCUUCAUAGGAAAAUAAAACUUACACCCUUGAAUCCCAUUAACCCCAAUAACAUAAAGGAUGGAAAUGUAAAGUGUAUGUUCACAAAUGCCAGAAGCCUAGCAAAUAAAAUGGGGGAGCUUGAGGCCUUGAUACUGGAGGAACAUAUUGAUAUAGUUGGGGUCACUGAGACAUGGCUGGACUCCUCGCAUGACUGGGCUGUCAAUCUGCAGGGGUUUAUAUUGUUUCGCAAGGAUAGAAUGAACAGAAAAGGUGGUGGAGUCUGUCUGUAUGUAAGAAGUGGUAUGAAAGUCAAUGUGAACAAUGCCAUAGUGUGUGAUGAUUCUGAGGAUGUGGAAUCAUUGUGGGUAGAAUUACAAAAGGAGGGAAAUACUGAAAAAAUUGUAUUUGGUGUAAUCUACAGACCCCCUAAUAUCACUGAAGAGAUAGAAGUUCGGCUUCAUAAACAAAUAGAGAGGGCCGCCCGGGCAGGUACAGUGGUAAUAAUGGGAGAUUUUAACUAUCCAGAUAUAGAUUGGGGUCCGGGGUUGGCUAAAACUACAAAGGGGCGACAAUUCCUAAAU